This is a messenger RNA of Heteronotia binoei (common prickly gecko), 5198 nucleotides long. It is a transcript of the gene PNPLA6, whose product is annotated as patatin like phospholipase domain containing 6. Gene Ontology annotation, molecular function: phosphatidylcholine lysophospholipase A1 activity. NCBI's taxonomy places the organism in Eukaryota, Metazoa, Chordata, Lepidosauria, Squamata, Gekkonidae. The transcript has 34 exons. The coding region runs from base 18 to 4088 and encodes 1356 amino acids. Gene Ontology annotation, biological process: lipid metabolic process. The record is from RefSeq and is a predicted model, not a curated record. Gene Ontology annotation, cellular component: endoplasmic reticulum.
CACAGGUGUUGGGGGCGAUGAUUGGAGUCGGGCUGUCUGUGCUGCUGGUGGCUGCCUUGAUCCUGCUGCUCAUCCGGCGGUUCCGCCAUCCAAAAGUUGAGGCGCAGGAGCAGCCCAAGUACCGAUUCCGCAAGCGGGACAAGGUCUUGUUCUACGGGCGCAAAAUCAUGCGCAAGGUUUCCCAGUCCACGUCCUCCCUGGUCGACACCACCAUCUCCUCUGCUUCUCGGCCCCGGAUGAAGAAGAAGCUCAAGAUGUUGAAUAUUGCCAAAAAGAUCCUGCGCAUCAAGAAGGAGCUGCCCACCCUCCAGCUGAAGGAGCCCCCUCCCUCGGUCCUGGAGGCGGAUCUCACCGAGUUUGACGUGGCCAACUCUCACCUCCCCUCCGAGGUCCUCUACAUGCUGAAGAACGUGCGGGUCUUGGGUCACUUUGAGAAGCCCUUGUUCCUGGAGCUGUGCAAGCACAUGACUUUCCAGCAGUGCCCGCAGGGCCAGUACGUCUUCCGCCCCGGGCAGCCAGACACCAGCAUCUACGUGGUCCAGGAUGGCAAACUGGAGCUCUUCCUGUCUGAGCAGGAUGGAAAAGAGACCCUUGUGAAGGAGGUGUUCCCGGGGGACAGUGUGCACAGCCUCCUCAGCAUCCUGGACGUGAUAACGGGUCACCAGCGGCCGUAUCGCACUGUCUCUGCCCGGGCAGCGGAGGACUCCACCGUGCUGCGCCUGCCAGUGGAGGCUUUCUCGGCGGUCUUUGAGAAGUACCCUGAAAGCCUCGUCAGGGUGGUACAGAUCAUCAUGGUGCGCCUGCAGAGGGUCACCUUCUUGGCCCUGCACAACUACCUCGGCUUGACCAAUGAGCUCUUCAGCCACGAGAUGCAGCCCCUGCGGCUUUUCCCCCAGUCAGGCCACGCCUCUCGCACAAGUCCUGUCCGGCACAGCAAACGUGGCAUCAGCACUUCCUCUGUCGAGGAUGCCAGAGAGAGUGCUGGGAAGCAGCUGGAGGCGACUCUCAAGGACCAAGGGGACCCUUCGAAGCCUGGCUUACUGGAACCGCCUUCUGCCCCACUAUUGAGUCGUUGCAUCUCUAUGCCAGUUGACAUUUCAGGGAUCCAGAGGGCCCCUCGAUCUGACUUCGACAUGGCCUACGAACGCGGCCGCAUCUCCGUUUCCCUCCAGGAAGACAGCCCAGUCUCCUCAGCCAGCUUCGCUCGAUCAGCCUCCCAUGAGCCCCGGGAACGGAAGACGGUGACGGUGGAGGAGCAGCCCUCUGGGAUCUACCACUACAAUUACUGCGAGGAUGACUCCGCGGGCGGUGACUGCCCCUUUGGGCCCUACCAGGGCCGCCAAACGAGUGCCAUCUUUGAGGCCGCCAAGAGGGAGCUGGUCAAGCUGAUGAAAAUCGAGGACCCCUCUUUGCUGAAUAACCGGGUUCUGCUGCAUCACGCCAAGGCUGGGACGGUGAUCGCCCGCCAAGGGGACCAGGAUGUCAGCCUGCAUUUUGUGCUGUGGGGCUGCCUGCACGUUUACCAGCGGAUGAUUGACAAGGCUGAAGACGUGUGCCUCUUCCUGACUCAGCCGGGGGAGAUGGUGGGGCAGCUGGCUGUGCUCACAGGAGAGCCCCUGAUCUUCACUAUCAAGGCCAACCGAGACUGCACUUUCCUCAAGAUCUCCAAGUCUGACUUCUACGAGAUCAUGCGUGAGCAACCCAGUGUGGUUCUGAGUGUUGCUCACACUGUUGCAGCCCGCAUGUCUCCCUUUGUGCGCCAGAUGGACUUUGCGAUUGACUGGAUGGCCGUGGAAGCCGGGCGGGCCCUGUAUAGGCAAGGAGACAAGUCUGACUGCACCUACAUUGUCCUCAACGGGCGUCUGCGAUCGGUGAUCCAGAAGGGCAAUGGCAAGAAGGAGCUGGUGGGGGAAUACGGGCGCGGAGACCUCAUUGGCGUGGUAGAGGCCUUGACCCGCCAAGCCCGAGCCACCACAGUCCAUGCAGUGCGGGACACGGAGCUGGCCAAGCUGCCAGAAGGGACCCUCAACAACAUCAAGCGGCGAUACCCACAGGUUGUGACCCGUCUCAUCCACCUGCUGAGCCAGAAGAUCCUGGGGAACUUGCAGCAGUUGCGUGGCCCUUUCCGAGGGCCCGGCCUCAGCGUGGCCUCCAGCUCAGAGCUGACUAACCCGGCCAGCAACCUGUCCACAGUGGCUGUCCUGCCUGUGUGUGAGGAUGUGCCCAUGGCUGCAUUCACCCUGGAACUCAAGCAUGCCCUGAACGCCAUUGGCCCAACCCUCUUGCUCACCAGUGACAUCAUUCGAGCCCGGCUGGGGGCCUCCGCCCUGGACAGCAUCCAUGAAUAUCGUCUCUCUGGCUGGCUGGCCCAGCAAGAAGACAUCCACCGCAUUGUCUUAUACCAGACAGACUACACCCUGACACCCUGGACCGUGCGCUGCAUCCGCCAAGCCGACUGCAUCCUCAUUGUGGGCCUGGGGGACCAGGAGCCCAUGUUGGGGGAGCUGGAGCAGAUGCUGGAGAACACGGCCGUGCGCGCCCUGAAGCAGCUGAUCCUUCUACACCGUGAAGACGGGCCCAGCCCGGCCCGCACCGUGGAAUGGCUCAACAUGCGCAGCUGGUGCUCAGGGCAUCUGCACAUCAAGUGUCCACGGCGGGUCUUUUCACGGCGCAGUCCAAAUAAGCUGAGAGAGAUGUAUGAGAAGGUUUUUGAGAAGAAUGCCGACCGCCACAGCGACUUCUCGCGCCUCGCACGAGUCCUCACAGGGAACACCAUCGCUUUGGUGCUGGGUGGAGGCGGGGCCAGGGGCUGCUCUCACAUUGGGGUGAUCAAGGCCAUGGAGGAAGCUUGCCUCCCUAUCGACCUGAUUGGCGGGACCUCUAUUGGCUCCUUCAUUGGCGCCCUGUAUGCUGAGGAGAGGAGCGCCGUGCGCACCAAGCAGCGUGCCAGGGAAUGGGCGAAGAGCAUGAAUUCCGUGUUUGCGACUGUCCUGGACCUCACCUACCCCAUCACCUCCAUGUUCUCUGGGUCUGCCUUCAACGCCAGCAUCCACAAGGUCUUCCAGGACAAGCAGAUCGAGGACCUGUGGCUCCCCUACUUUAAUGUGACCACAGAUAUCACAGCCUCCGCCAUGAGGAUCCACAAAGAUGGCAGCGUGUGGCGCUUCGUCCGGGCCAGUGCAUCUUACACCCCCUAUUUGCCUCCUCUCUGCGACCCCAAGGACAGUCACUUGCUUGUGGAUGGCUGCUAUGUUAACAAUGUCCCAGGCUCGCUGUGGCGGUACGUGCGAGCUAGCAUGACCCUUUCCGGGUACCUACCGCCACUCUGCGACCCCAAGGACGGCAAUUUACUGAUGGACGGCGGCUACAUCAACAACCUCCCAGCUGACAUUGCGCGCAACAUGGGUGCCAAGACCGUGGUUGCCAUCGACGUGGGCAGCCAGGAUGAUACUGACCUCUGCAACUACGGGGACAGCCUUUCGGGCUGGUGGUUGCUGUGGAAACGCCUCAACCCUUGGGCAGAGAAGGUGAAGGUCCCAGAUAUGGCAGAGAUUCAGUCUCGCCUGGCCUACGUUUCUUGUGUGCGGCAGCUGGAGGUUGUGAAGAGCAGUUCCUACUGUGAAUACAUCCGUCCUCCCAUCGAUCGUUUCAAAACCAUGGAUUUUGGCAAGUUUGACGAGAUCUAUGAGGUGGGCUACCAACACGGGAAAGUGGUAUUUGACGGCUGGUGUCGCGGGGACAUCAUCGAGAAAAUGGUGAAAGACAGGCAUUCUGCGGACUUCUAUGAGAGCAAACGCAUGGACGUGCUGGCCUGUCCCAGUGCAGGAUUCACUGACCUGGCUGAGAUCGUCUCUCGCAUUGAGCCAGCCAAGAGCUACCUGUCAGACAGCUACGCAGACGCAGGGGAGGAAUCGGACUACCUGACUGAGUAUGAGGAUGAUGGGAUCGAUGCCAUGCAAGAGGAGGAAGAGCAGGAACUGGUGUUUGCCCCGGCUGAGCAGAAUGCGGCCUUUGAAACGGAUGAGGAGAAGAGUCUUCGGCACCGUCGAGGGACCUCCGAGGAGUCUCCUGGCACGGCUGCCCCUUGAGGAACGUCCUUCCUGAGCCAGGGAAAUGGAGGGAAGGGGACCAGAUGUGGCCCUCCCCUUAGAGGCUGCUGUAGUAGCGGGGGGGGGGGGGGCAGGGAGCAAGGAGUCCCACCAAGCUUGGCUCACGCAGAGUCCUUUGCUUCUGUCCAGCAGAGCCACCAGUUCUCAGGGGACUCUGAUGCUGUCCAAGCUCCAGCUGCACCUGGGCCAGGUGGCGGCAGGACCCCACGCCCGCACAUGGGCCUGAACACUGUGCCCGCAGCAGCAGCACUCCAUGCCCACAGCCAGGCCUGCUGGGUAGGAUCCUGAGAUUCUGCCGUGCUUGCUGGGCUGGAGGAGUAACAACGGGCUCCUUUCCCAGGACUGGCCAGUUGGCACAUUGUGGGGAGGGGUUGGAGAGAAAAUGCAGGAGGCGGGAAUUCACCAGGGAGCACAAGACGUGGCCUCCUACCAAAGGUCUCAAGGCCAGUCUUGUCUACUCCAGCUGACAGCAGCUCUCUCUCCCUCGCUCGGUCUCUUUCCAGGGUCCCGGGAGGGGGUCCUUCCCCUCAGCCAGUCCCUUCUGACUGGAGGUACUGCCAGGGAUUGAGCCUGGGGGGACCCCCUGCAUGGCCAGGAGAUCCCCCACCCUCCGUGCCAGGACAUCUCCACUAAUUAGCUAGACUAGCUGGGAUGGGGUUGAAUCCUUUCCAUGACACAGAGUGAAGGAAAGAACACCAGAUUUUCCCAUUUCAGCCAUUAGUAGCAUAAACUCCACCAGGGAAUACAGUGGUGGGAAACAGAUCUGGUCACUUCCUGUGCUCUGAGCAGGCACAACGUUUCUUGCUUGCUGGGGCAGAGAAGAGGCAGGGCCUGAGGGCGGAGCCAAAGUGGGCUGGGUCCCUCUCCAGGCCGCCCACCAUGACAAAGACAAAGCGGCAAAGGCCUGGAAGGCAGCGGCUGGGCACAAUGGGGUGCCCCCAGUUUGGGUGGUUGCGUUUUUAAAAUUGAUCUAAGGGGCUUGCGUUGCACCUUUCUGCAUUCAAGAUAAGAACUAAAAGGGAGUAAACAAAAAAUCUGAAAUGUGAUGGAAGGCUAGUUUUUAAGAAAACAAGUAAAACAGUUGAAAGC